AUGAACUGGUAUCGUAACAUCACUUCUCUGUUACUACAAGUUAUCACACUUCUAUUCUGCUUCUGUGGAUUAAUAUACGGACAAAACGUUACUGCAGUUAUUAGCACUGAGUAUGGACCAGUCCGAGGGCUUAGGCAUUCCUUAAAGAACGGUAACAUUGCAGUGAAGUUUCUAGGUAUACCUUAUGCAACGGCAUCGAGAUUCGAACGUCCUAGAAACCCUGCCAAGUGGACGCAAACCCUGGAUGCGGUCAACCCUAAAGUGUGUCCUCAGACAGGGGAGCAAGUUGUUGACGAGAAUUGCCUGACGUUGAAUGUUUACAAGCCUUCCGCCACACGGAACAGCUCCCUACCAGUACUGGUGUUCAUUCACGGCGGCGCAUUCAUGCGAUUUAGCGCGCACGAGGAUGACCCAAGUCUACUUGCCACAGAGCAGGGUAUCAUGGUCGUAACGAUCAACUACAGGCUAGGAAUUCUAGGCUUUCUCUGCUCUGGUGACAUCAAAGAGAAUUUAGGCUUACUGGACCAGAUAUAUGCCUUAAAAUGGGUUCAAAACAAUAUAGAAAGAUUUGGUGGAGACCGUAGCCAGGUGACGAUAGGUGGUCUAUCCGCUGGAGGUGAGAGUGCGUCGAUACUAAUGUUGUCUCCCCUGGCAACCGGGCUAUUCACCGGUGUAUUCGCUAUGAGCGGCACGCCCGUGCCCACCCUAGAAGGGAGAAAGGAUGUCGAGACUGCUGCCAGGCGUGUAGCGGAAGUGCUUGGUUGUAUUGAUGUUGGCCAGCGGAUCACCGAUUGCCUUCGAGAGAAAUCCACCGCUGAAAUAGUGUCGGCGAUGCAGAACGUCUCUAUGAAAUUUGCGCCCUGUGUGGAUGGUCAUGUGAUCCCUAGUACUAGCGCUCUUGGUGAGAGUAGAGAAUUGAAGAAGCUGAAUGUUAUGAUGGGUGCUACGAACGAUGAGGGUAGCUUCCAGCUUCACGUCUCUCCAGACCUUAGCAGACAGGACCUUGAUCACGGGAUCAGUCGGCAGACAUUCACGCAAUACAUACGCAACCAAACCUGGAUAACUGGUCAAACCAACCAGGUAUCUCAUGCCAUAGAGCAGGUCUACACUGAUUGGUCAAAUGAGGACAAUGCUAAUAAGACACGUGAAAGUUUAGUGGACGUCAUUACGGAUCACUGGAUUGUGGUGCCAACAGUUACUACCCUACGCGCAUGCGCUAAGGCUGGUGCUAGAACAUUUUUCUAUUUCUUUGAAAAAAAGCCUCCAGUGGAAAGAAAAAUAAAAGGUAUAACUCAAGCCCCUGGAUGGUUCAGGGCAACACACGGCGCUGAUAAUAGCUAUUUGUUUGGAGGAGAUUUAGACAUGACUUGGGUCAAUGACAGCCUGAAGGCAGACAGGGAAUUUGCCAAACGUUUUAGGACUUUUAUUGCAAACUUCGUGAAAACAGGAGACCCAAAUGGCGCAACCGUACCCACUUGGCCCCAGUUCACCCCCGUUCAUCAGCAGUACGUAAGCAUGGAUUCGCAGAUUUCACUCGGAUCCAAUCUACGCGCGGAUAAAGUCCAUUUCUGGAACAAGUUCCUUCCCUCUCUGACGUCUUCAGAUCCGCCUUCUCAGGAGCCUCCAACCGACAAACCCGAGCAUCACGUGAAGAGGCGUGAUAAAGUUGUGAUCGCCCUGGCGUUAACAUCCGUCAUCUUUAUCGUGGUCGCCAUCUUGCUCUUUAUUAUGCUUCUCUACACCUGUAUCAAGACAAUCAGACUUGCGCGCGUGGCUAAAGGGGGAUACUCCGCUGAACUAGUGGAGAAAGACGGUAAUACCGAGACCACUUAGAAACCAGAACCUUAGCAACGUGAUGGCUAGCAACGGCAAAGGAAUGGCUUUGAAGUGGGCUUUGUGGUCCCUAAAAGCUGCUUUGGGUGCGCUCUUCCAAAUGGGGUUUAACCCCGACGCUAGAGUUUUAAAGCCGCAUUGUCACCAGUUUACUUCCGGCCGAUUACCUAACAAUAUCCGAAGAUUUUUAACGGAAAAUGCGAAAAAUAUUUCAAAAUAUUGAAAGCAGUGUGUCUAUUGGAAGUUUCUUUGAGGAUGUGAUUGAUAUUUUAGAGCGGAUGGCCUGUUAAAUAUCUCGGAUUCUAAUAGAUUCUUUUGUCUUUUAACGGUUGAGGUUUCCGUCGGACCUCCGAAAGUAAAUUGGUGACAAUGCGGCUUUAAAUAAGUUUUUUGUACAGUAUUUUUUUAUUGCCAGUUUUAAUUGUGAGAAUAAUAUAUGCAGAAAACAUGUAAGUUUGUAUGUAAGUUAUAAGCAGAAACCGAUGGUUUUAACUGGUAAUAUUAAGUCUUAAUGUUAA
This is a messenger RNA of Nematostella vectensis (starlet sea anemone), 2351 nucleotides long. RefSeq names its product carboxylesterase 5A. The record is from RefSeq and is a predicted model, not a curated record. The transcript is spliced from 8 exons. Bases 1 to 1833 code for a protein of 610 amino acids. Lineage: Eukaryota; Metazoa; Cnidaria; Anthozoa; Actiniaria; Edwardsiidae.